Sinocyclocheilus grahami is the source of this 1411-nucleotide messenger RNA. RefSeq names its product metal transporter CNNM1-like. The record is from RefSeq and is a predicted model, not a curated record. Gene Ontology annotation, biological process: transport; magnesium ion homeostasis. Lineage: Eukaryota; Metazoa; Chordata; Actinopteri; Cypriniformes; Cyprinidae. The transcript has a single exon. Gene Ontology annotation, molecular function: transmembrane transporter activity. The annotation marks the transcript as partial. Gene Ontology annotation, cellular component: plasma membrane.
AUGGCUGCGGAUGCUGCGGAUGCUCUCCUCCCGCACCGCAUCCCCGGACCAUGCCUCCUGCUCCUCCUGAUCGCAUCCGCUCUCCCCACACCGAGCCACGGGCUGCUGGGCUUCCGACCGGAGGACACGGGAGGAGAUCUAUCCGUGCAGGACGGGCUGCUGAAGGCCACCGAAGGGACGCGGUUCAUGUUACGCGUGUACUAUGCAGCAUCUCCGCAGAGGCUCAACCGGACCGUCAGCAGCGCCGGUGGCACAGCCGCGCCGUGGAUCGCUUUCAUAGAAGAACCGGAGCCGGGCAGAGAGGGGCAGGUGCAUCCCAAACGCAACUUGUGCGUGGAGGAGAGCGCCAGGAGCUCUGAUAUAGAGCUCCUCGGAUCUUUUAAGUCAGCCUCCAGCCAGAACUCCAUCCUGGUGGAGCUGGUCGCCAAAGACUUGCGGAGAGGAGAGAACAUCAAGUAUUAUUCCAUGUGCGCCUUUGACGGGAUCAAAUGGGAGCACUAUCGGACGCGCGACUUCUGGCUGGCGGUGGUGGAGCGGCCGCCGCAUACGGACGGGUGGCUGCAGGCGGGACUGUCGGUGCUGCUUCUGGCGCUUUCCGCGCUCUUCAGCGGGCUGGUGAUCAGCAUGCUCGCGCUGGACCCGGUGGAGCUCAAAGUGCUGCAGAACAGCGGCACAGACAAGGAGCAAAAGUACGCGCACAAGAUCGAAUCGGUGCGCAAACACGGCAACUACGUCCUGUGCACCUUGGUGCUGUGCAACGUGCUUACCAACACUUUCCUGGUGGUCUGGAUGUGCCAGAUCCUCGGAGCAACGCCCGUCUCCACUGCGGCGUGCACUUUUCUCAUCUUCUUCAUCGGAGAGAUCCUGCCGCACUCCGUUGCGUCCAGGCACGGGCUGGCUAUCGCGUCCAAGACCGCAUGGUUAACCAAGAUGCUGAUGCUGCUGACUUUCCCCAUUACAUAUCCUAUCAGCAAACUCCUAGACAAUAUGCUGCACCAGGAAAUCAGCAACUUCUACACCCGUGAGAAGCUACUGGCUAUGCUGAGAGUUACCGACCCAUAUCAUGACCUGGUGAAAGAGGAGCUGAACAUCAUCCAGGGAGCUCUGGAACUCAGGAGCAAAACGGUGGAAGAUGUGCUGACCCCUCUCAAUGACUGCUUCAUGCUGGCCUCGGAUGCCAUUCUGGACUUCUACACCAUGUCAGAUGUAAUGCAGAGCGGAUACACUCGCAUUCCUGUGUUUGAGAACGAACGGUCUAAUAUUGUCGAUAUACUUUUCGUCAAAGAUCUGGCCUUUGUUGAUCCAGAUGACUGCACGUCGUUAAAAACCAUCACACAGUUCUACAAGCACCCGCUGCACUGUGUCUUUAACGACACCAAACUGGAUGCAAUGCUGGAGCAAUUCAAGAAAG